This is a messenger RNA of Chara braunii, 1844 nucleotides long. NCBI's taxonomy places the organism in Eukaryota, Viridiplantae, Streptophyta, Charophyceae, Charales, Characeae. The record is from the annotation of a GenBank genome assembly.
CGUUGCUGCAGUGUGCUUUCAAACCCCAAGAGAUUUGGGAGCUCAUGUGUAAGAUCAUGAGCAUGUGGCAGAAGGGCGAGGUCAAAGGCCAAAAACUGAAGCCGGCUGCGACGAGCUUCUUGAAAGCGGACCAGGAUCUGGAAACGAGCGAGUCCGAGGGCGCGAAGAAAAACCAGCGUGGGAAGAGGCUUGAUAGGGCGGCUGCGAAGGAACAAGAAAUGGCGCUUCUUUAUCCACGGGUGCGACUGCAGGGUAACAAGGUCCCCAUGGUCGCCGAGGACAUGCCAGCGCAACACUGGAUAGCCAUGGGUAGUAUGGCUCCAGAGAACGUCGUCCCUAUCCUCCUUGAGGUCAUUGCGAAGCACAUCUCGCUCAAGGAGAUGGAGACGAAGUUCCAACUUGUCAAGCAAAUUGCCUACGUCUGCAAGGCAUUCGCAGUGGGGGUGGGCGCUGCUGACUUCAAGGACGCCGAGAAGGAGUAUCCUCUCCACACAAGGAAAGAGAUUUCGGAGAAGUUCGUUGGUGGCAUCAGAAGGGGUCAGACGAGUAUCCCCGCACUGGAUGGCCAUAUUAAACGGGCCAUUGAAUGGAAGAACAAGGAGAGGAGACUGCAAGCGAAUAACGCUAUUCACGCGUUCYGUACGAAACCUCUCGUGGAACCACAGAAAAACUGUCGUCUGGCUAUUUUCGACUUCCCUUACGGGUUCGCGCACGAGGGCCACGCAUCCGAUAAUGAGCCGUUUCCGGAGUCGGACGUUGUGGAGGUUCUUCACAAUCUGAAGGACGUUUCCAGUGCCCCGUUGUGGAUAGUUGCGGGAUUAUGUUCCGUGGACAUGCUUCCUUCCAUCCGUUCCGCGUUCCAGGAGGUUUGCAAUGCAGGGCAGAAGCUUUUGACGUGGUGCAAGCCUAAUGUGACGAAUCCGGGUGGGCCGCGGCUUGUGAGUGCGACCGAAUUCUGUGUGCUGGGCUACUACAGUGAGAGUGGGCAGCGCGAGAUGGCGCAUUAUAAUUUUGAUCCCACUGAUAUGCGUCACAAUUUCCAGCUCUUCAAUGCUGUGACGCAGAAGUACCAGCACCCUGGUGGCGGUGUUCUCUGCCCGUACCAGAAGCCGUAUACUUUGUUCUCCUGGCUUGUGAACAAAUUCUCUCCCGCAUGGGCCUACGUUCUGGAUGGUUUCUCCGGUUCUGGCACAGGCGCCAUAGCGUGCGUCAAGGCAAAUCGGAAUUGCCUUGUGGUCGAGAUAAACACCAAGUGCGCUAAGGGCAUCGCCACGAGGCUUCUGACAGACAUCGGUGACACACUUGCGCGCGAAACGCCAAAGCGGAAAGAAAAGGUCGCACAAGGCAGCCCGACCUCUAAGUUGUCUGGGGAUACGAAGUCUGCCGGAAAUGAACUCGUGCUCGACGAAAACACGGGCACUGCUGCUGGAGUGGCGGAUAACGCUGAGGCUGUCGUUGUCGGGCCGUCAGGUGCGAGUUUGCCCACUGCCGAGGCUGCUGCCGGCCCGUCCGGUGUGGAGCAAACUGUUACCGGUGCUAAGCCCGCUUUCGUUGUGUCUCUUCCCGGUGAGGGUAGACCCGUGACUGCUUCCAUGCCUGAGCCCAACGUUGUUCCUAAAGCUAGACCAGAGGCUGAGCCGCAACCUGCGUCCUGGCUUGUUCCCGCUGCUGCAAAUGCUCAGCAGAGCAUCUUGAGCCUCGCCAUGAGCCAGGAAUCGAGCAGGACCACGGCUGGCAACGAAAGGCAGGCGGUGAAGAGGUGUCGAGUCCGCAUGGUGGGGUAGUGAUUGGCCUCGAGGCCAAUACUCGCUCACGGACUGCGAAGUGACUGAGGCCACACCGUA